AUGGCCUUCUUCAACUUAUGUCUACUGGGAUAUCAAAAUUCCUUUCGGAACAAAAAAAGGAACACAACUGAAGAAACAAACCAGAAGGAACCAGUGACCACUAGGCUUCCCCCCAUUAACUCAGAAAAUGGAAAUUAUUCUGUGCACCAGAAUAGCCACACAAGGUACCAUGAAGCUGUGCGGAAGGUAUUGUUAAAGACAUUCCCCAACCAGGUCUUCAGAGUCCCCUUGACUGAUGCCCAGAACUUCAGCUUCUGGCGGUCCCAUGAUCCAGGAGUGCGCCCCGAGGAAACCAUGCCAUGGAUCCAGCACCCCCACCACUGUUUCAUCAAAAGCCCAAUGACCAGGUUUAUGGAUCACUCUAUUCUCAAUGACAGAAACUUCAGUCUAUAUUGA
Molecule: messenger RNA, 396 nt
Organism: Choloepus didactylus (southern two-toed sloth)
Lineage: Eukaryota; Metazoa; Chordata; Mammalia; Pilosa; Megalonychidae
Gene: SPMIP11
Product: testis expressed 49
Exons: 4
Coding region: 1-396 (131 amino acids)
Source: RefSeq, a predicted model, not a curated record